GAAUCCGUUGUCAUUCACCUUGCUUGAGCCCACCAUAAAGAAAAGCGAAUCAUCGUCUCCAAUCAUGGGAGCAGUGUGGAGUUGGGUGGAAAAAAACCAAAGAGUGCCGAAUUGAUUGAGUUGCUAGGUUUCUUAAGGGGACCCUUCAGGUUUUUCAGGUUCUGAACAAGCUGAUACAUAUUCCUGUUGUUUCCCUCUGUUCUCCAAACUCUCAACAUUAUUUGUGUCAUUUCUGGAUCAUCCAACCACAUGUUGCAGAAUCUGAAGGGGGCUUUUGUUUAUUUGACCAGGAUUCCCUCCUUCCCUAUCCUUUGCUUCCAGCACUGCAUUAAAAUCCCCAAUGCAACACCAAGGUUCAACCAUAUUAUGAGCAUACUUCCUGAUGCUAUCCCACAAUGGCUUCCUGCUCAAUUGGUCAUUAAAACCAUAAACAAAAGGUUAUUUAACCCUCUGAUGUUCCAGCUGAGUAUCAUGUCUUCCUGGUUUGACCUCCUGUUUUUUCCUGCAAACGUCACUAACAUGUCCCAUUCUGCUGCACUUUGCACAUAUGGAUGGUCUCCAUGCCUUCACGAAGACAGGUUUAUUGUCAAAAUAAUAAAACCUACGUUUCAGCACUUCAUCCCUUUCCUCCAUUUUCUUGAAAUUUACAAUAUACUGACCUUCCUUCAAGAAAAACACCUCCUCAAGGCUAUAUUCUCUCCAGAUUCUGCGAACAAAUCCAUCAAUAACCUCCACUGGUGGGCUCUACAGGGCUAUCAACAGGUGAUGGCCAUGAUGCAACAGACAGGGGCAUCAUGCCAUUUGCCUUCCCUGGCAUAUAUGCCGCCAACCAUGACUCCCAUGGCACCCCCGAUGUCGACCCCAUCAACAUUCGUUCCAAGGAUGGUCCUUGUGCGCCCGGUGAAUUUGACAGGGAUCAUGAAUGAGGCAGCGCCCUCAAAUGUACAUGAAAUCGAUGAGGCGGAGCAAGAGGCAGCCCGUAGAAGGAAGGGUAAGGCUAUAGCCAAAUCCAGCAAGACCCAAGAUUCGGCGUUCAAACGCCUAGGGGACAAAGAUGAUGGACCCCGCAAGUCUACCAAGCUACGUCUUGGUCCUGAGAUGGGCCGGACUAGCGCAAUGGAAAGACUUGGCGGGAGUCGUCCCGCCCAAUCUCGUCGUUCUAGGGAAUCUGAGACGAUUCACCUAGACGAGGAGGAAGCUGAAAGCCAGCCCAGGGCAUCAGCGUAUACCAGGCUCUCAUACGAUGAGGAUGACCUGGACAAGAUAGGGAGCGUAGCAAGAAAGUUACGUGCUCUGGAGGAAAAAGUGGAAGAGAAGGCGGGAGCAAAGAAGUAUACCUUGGCCAAAUCUCCCUUUUCAGCCAGGGUACAUGCACAAAAACUGAGGCGGAAGAUCAAGCUAGACGUGGAGAAGUUCACUAGAAAAGAGGAUCCAAAUGUCCACCUUGAUACCUUCCACAACGCAGCACAGAUGGCCGGGUGCACUGAUGCUGAGGAGUGCUUGCUCUUCUUCUCAUCCUUGAGAGGGAGGCCAGACAACUGCAUUAAGAGAAAGAAGUUCACCUACCUUAACACGGUAGGGCAGAGGGAGAAGGAGUCCUUGACUCAAUUCUUAACCCGCUGGAGGGACGAGGUUGACAAGGUAGAAGAGAUGGACGAUAAGAUGGCCAUGUCUUUGUUGAUGAAUGUCUUCCGGUCAGGUGACCUCUACACUGAAUUCUGUAGGAGGCCACCCUCCUCUUAUCAGGAAGCCUACAAUACGGCAUGGGAGUAUGCCGAGGCGGAAGUGCUGAAUAAGAGCAAGCGAGAAUUGGAGGAGGGCUAUACAAAGGUGAAAUCCGACAAACCGAAGAAGGAUGACCAGACGGGAGGGUCCAAGCCAAAAGCCACGUAUGACGGAUCUGUCCAUCAAAUAAGGGAUGAUAAGAAGGGAGAGCAACCCAAGAGGCCAUGGACGGAAAAGUGGUGUACCUACCACCAAUCUGACUCCCACAAUACGACGGAUUGUCGAAAUGUCAAGGUUGUGCUCAAGGAGAUGGCCUUGAAGGGAGAGCUUGAGGAAGAAGGCGGGGACACUGCCUCCCAGCGGAAGAACUGGGCCAGGAGCUUGCACGUAGCGGUGGUUUCCUUGGAAUCACAAGGAAAGCAGGCAAGGAGGGAACCUAUCACUUUCACUGAUAGGGAUCUGCCCAGGACGGGGGGAGAUCAUAAUGACCCUUUGGUCAUUACAAUGGACAUCAAUGGGGCUGAUGUGGCCAGGGUCCUGGUUGACACCGGAAGCAGUGUCAAUGUUUUAUACUUGGAUGCCUUCAAGAAAUUGAAGCUUGACAGGUCCAUGCUAAGGCCGCUACAAACUCCAUUAUCAGGCUUCCCCGGGGCUAGCAUAGAAGCAGAAGGUCAGAUAACCUUAUCGGUUACCUUGGGGUCAGGUAACAAGACAGUGACCAAACAAAUGAGAUUUGUUGUGGUCGACAUCAAAUGUGUGCAUAAUGCCAUUCUGGGUAGGCCUGGAAUCAACCAGGUUAGGGCCAUUAUUUCCAUGGCACACUCAUGCAUGAAGUUUUACACUCCCAAUGGAAUCGGGGAGGAAAGGGGUGAUCAAAAGAAUGCUCGGUCCUGCUACUUGGAAGCAGUCAAGAAAAUGACCCGCCAAUUCGAACAAAUUGAAUUGGUCUCCCAGCAGGUAGACAAGGGUGAGGAGAAGGCUAGGAUUGAGCCGGAUGCAAACACGGAGGAGAUCCAGAUUGAUGCCUCCAAUCCUGAAAGGAAGGCCUUAAAUGGGGCGGAAAGUAGGUACACUCCUACGGAGAAGGCAGGGUAUGCACUUUUCAAAACAGCAAAGAAACUCACGUCCUACUUCAAGGCCCACCCCAUCGUCGUGUUGACCGACCUGCCAUUGGGCACGGUCAUGAGGGACUCCACUUCAUCAGGAAGAAUGAUCAAAUGGGCCAUGAUGUUGACCCAAUUCAACAUCGAAUAUCGCCCGAGGACGGCGAUAAAAGGCCAAGCUGUGGCUGAUUUUCUUGUGGAGAUGACGGGUCACCAAGAAGAAGAACCAGCCAGGGCUAUCACAGAGCCUUGGUGGUCCAUGUCAGUAGAUGGAGCCUCUGGACCGAAAGGUUACGGGGGAGGUGUAGUAUUCACAACUCCAGAAGGGUUCAAGGUGUAUCAUGCCUUGAUCUUUAAUUUCAAGCUUACAAACAAUGAAGCUGAAUAUGAGGCGUUGAUAGGGGGUCUGAGAUUGGCCAAAACCCUGCAAAUCACAUGCCUCAGGAUCAAGUCCGAUUCAAGCUUGGUGGUAGGCCACAUCAAUGGCAACAUGGAGGCCAAAGGAGAGAAGAUGCAGAAGUACAGAGACUUGGCAAGGGCACUAUUGAAGGGCCUGACUGAGUAUGUGGUGGAGCAAAUCCCUAGGGGCGAGAACACCGACGCUGACUUGCUAUCAAAAUUGACGCAAGCAGCCCCGGAACAUGUGUCGAAGUUGGCAAGGAUUGAGACGCUGGAAAAGGCUAGUAUUGAAGGGCUUUCUGUUAGCCUGAUAGAGGAGGAUGGACAACCAAAUCCAGGCCUGGUGGAGCCAGAUGAUAUUUGGAUGGAUGACUUGGUCAAGUAUUACAUGACCGAGCAAUUCCCUGAGAAUGAGGACAAGGUAAGAAAAGUAAAGUUGAGAGCUCCCAGAUUCCAAAUGCUUGAUGGAAGGUUAUACAAAAGAGCAUUUGGUGGUCCAUUGUUGAGGUUCUUAACAAGGGAAGAGGCGGAAAGAGUGAUCGUAGAGGUUCACGAGGGUGUCUGUGCAGCCCACCAAAUGUCCAGGACACUCGCACAAAGGAUUAUCCUGCUAGGUUACUUCUGGCCUACAAUGAACCAAGAUUGUGAGAAGUAUGUGCAAAGGUGCAAAACUUGCCAGGUGUUCUACAAAUUUCCAGGAAGGCCUGCGACAUACUACAAUCCAGUUUCCAAUGUUAUUCCAUUCGCAAGAAUGAGUCAAGACUCGACUCACGGUCAGGCAAACCCUCAUGCGGAGCCUGAGCACGUUAGUGUGCAUACGGUGGACACUGAAGCUUCCAGCUACGUACCCCAACAACAACAGCCUCAGCCGGAACCUCAGCAUGUUCCGGAGCAGUUCACGGGUCAGAACCCGAAUAUGGCCAUUCCGAUGUUCCAACCACAAAUGGUUGCUAACAUGUUUCAGUUCUUCCAGAAGAUGGCUGGAGCACAUGUGCCUCCUCCACCACCUCCUGUACCCAUCAUAUCGAUUGAGAAACUCAAGAGGAAUGAGGCGCAGAAAUUUUGUGGCGAUCAGAUAGCGAAUCCCCUAUUAGCCAAGCAUUGGAAAGAACGCACUGGGAAGCUGACUCUCCCCGAGUACCGUCAGCAGUUUGACGGGUUGUCUGAGUUUGGUAAAGACUUAGUCAACACCAAGGAGAAACGCUGCAAGAAGUUCAUCAAGGAUAUAAGACCCGACCUCUCAUCAUCACUCAUAAUAGUUCCCCGAGCCGACAUCAAUGAUGUUUACAAGAAGGCUCUUGAACUGAACGAGGAGCUCAUCAAGAAGGCUGCGUACGAUCAAGCUUUGCUGGAAGAAAGUCAGGCCGUCCAAUCAGGCCCGAAGAUUGGGCAUGUUAACAAGAGGACCUUGUCCGCACCGAGCAUUUCUCGUCAUGAUAAGCGAGUGAAAUCUACUCCCUCUACGUCUGUGACCGUGACUAGUAAGAGUGGGAAGGAGAAAGCGACAUACCGUAAACCUGGAUGCUCAGACUGUGGCCGCAGGCAUGCUGGUGAGUGUUGGCUCACACAGGGUCUUUGCCUCUGGUGUGGUCAGGCAGGUCACUUUCGUCAGGCAGGUCACUUUCGGAAGGAUUGCCCGACGAACCCAGGCAAGGUUUUCUCCACAGCACCAGGCACGCCGGGUGUUUCAACUGUCCGACGGGCCGAGCUUACCCAGAGUCAUCAUUCCACGGCUACUUCUAACCAGCCGAAAAGACCAGCAUCCAGUCAACAGCAAGAACGAGCACUAGCUUGUACGUAUGCCAUGCAAGGGCGUAAAGAUCCGCAGGCUAAUGAUGUUAUCAUGGGUAUAUUCACUUUAUUUGAAAUCACUGUAUCUGCAUUAAUUGACCCUGGAUCUACCUUAUCGUACAUAUGUAUACCCAUGCCUGUUAAGUUUGACAUCAUUAAGGAAACUCUCGAGCAUCCAGUAGUUGUGUCAAACCCACUAGGAAAUAGUCUACGUCUUCAGCAUGUCUAUAAUCAAUGUUUGUUGACGGCUCAAGGAAAGGUAUUCUUAGCCGAUCUCAUUGAACUCCCUCACAAGGAGUUUGACGUUAUACUUGGCAUGGACUGGUUGACAAAACACCAGGCUAUUGUCGAGUGCAAGGAACGAGUGGUGAAACUUCGUACUGAUGAUGGUAACGAAGUGAUCAUUCGGGGAGAACUUCUGCCGAAAGCCCCGGAAUUCAUCUCUUAUAUGCAAGCAAAACGGCUCAUUCACAGGAAAUGUAAAGCAUUCUUGUGCACUAUUAAGGAUAUACAAAAGGAAACACCUAACCAUAAGGACAUAUCUGUGGUUUGUGACUUUUUCCUGAUGUAUUUCCUGAAGAACUUCAUUGUCUACCUCCUCCAAGAGAAUUUCUUCUUCUUCUGCGGUAUUUUCGAUCAUCAUCACCGUCAUGAGUUCAUCGUCAUCACCGGCGGUCAACACCGUUGUUCCGUCUCCUUUUCUUGUGCACACGGACAAAGUUCAACGGGAAAAGAGGGCAGCGGUAUUGUAGCUCGAGAUCUGAUUUUUCAAUUUGAGAUUUCAUUCUUCGAUUAAUCGAGGUGAGUGGGUGGAUCCUCUUCCGUUAGAAUCAUACUAGGUUAUAAGCAUAUAUAUACCCUAAUGCUCGUGUCUAUAUAGCCUAUUGUGUGUAUGCUUGGCUUGUUGAGAAAUUGAAUUUGCAAUUGAAUGGGUAGACUUUGGAUGAUGAUAGUGGUGAAUUGAAUCGUGGUAUUGUGUGGAUUAAACAUAUUUGGACUGAAAUUAGGAAUCAGAAAUCGGGAAAUUGGGUUGGGUUGCGUGGAGGUCGAUCCACUGUUGGUCGCCGGUUAAGGGCGGUCAAGCUCCGGGGACAUCUCCGUUUCCAGCAGGUUCUGCAAGGGAUCAUUGGGGUCGUUCAUCUCCUCAUCUCGUUUUGAUAUUGAUUCGUAUCCACGACAGAAACUUACUCAGGAAAAUAGUUCAAUUAGGCUUUUAUGUUACUUGGUGUUUUGUGAAUUUUAUUGGGAACUUUGGAAACAGCAAUUUGUAUGUUAAGAAUCAGAUCGUGUAAAUGUUAGAUUGAUUUGGGCAGAGAGGGAUUGCGCUAGCUAACUUAUUUGACAUAUGUACCCAGAUUGUGCAGGGUUGGAAUGGUUGUUCGGCAUAUGUACUAAGGCUGUGCACCUUUGGAAUCUCACUUACUUGCAUUCUAAGUGCCAUUUUGGAAUUUGGAUGGUUCAAUGGCUAAUCCAAAAUCGAUGACCUUACAAUUAAUGGUAAUACAACCACUGUGAAAAGUCAAGAUCGAUGGAAUUACAAUUGAUGAUAAUACAACCACUGUGAAAAGUCAAGAUCGAUGGAACAAAGAUGAUGAAGCUGAGAGCGAUGAACUUGAAGAUGCAGACAGUGAUGAGCAUUAAAGCUUUGGACUAUAUCUUCCAUAUCAAUGUGUAUUUUAAUUUAGUUCACUUUGACUGUUUAUACUUUAUCUUGAAACGUACACAAAUGAUGAACUAAUUUUGAGAUGUUGUUUUACUUUCAAGUAAAUGGGUUAGUUGUAA
Cuscuta campestris is the source of this 6800-nucleotide messenger RNA. Lineage: Eukaryota; Viridiplantae; Streptophyta; Magnoliopsida; Solanales; Convolvulaceae. The record is from the annotation of a GenBank genome assembly.